UCUAUUUUUAAAAACAGUUGACAGUCGCCUCCGAAUCAUCACGCAAAUUCGCCAGAACGAUUUUUUUACCCAUUUGCUAAAGUGAUAAGAGACCGAUAAAAAUGACCAUCGAGCUGGACCAGUGGAUUGAGAUUACCAAGCAGUGUAAAUAUUUGCCGGAGAAUGACCUGAAGAAGCUGUGCGACUUGGUUUGUGAUUUGCUGAUUGAGGAAUCGAACAUCCAACCCGUAUCAACCCCGGUCACCGUGUGCGGCGAUAUCCACGGCCAGUUUUACGAUUUGGAGGAGCUGUUCCGCACGGGUGGCCAUGUACCCGAUACCAACUACAUCUUCAUGGGUGAUUUUGUGGAUCGAGGUUACUACAGUUUGGAGACGUUUACGCGCUUGCUGACGCUAAAGGCCCGCUAUCCGGACAAGAUUACGCUGCUGAGGGGCAACCACGAGUCUCGGCAGAUCACCAAAGUGUACGGGUUCUACGACGAGUGCUACACCAAGUAUGGAAACGUUAACCCGUGGAAGUAUUGCUGCCGUGUGUUUGACCUGCUGACCAUCGCUGCCUUGAUCGACGAGGAGAUUCUCUGUGUCCACGGUGGACUCAGUCCGGAGAUCAAAACGCUGGACCAAAUCCGUUCAAUCAACCGUGACCAGGAGAUUCCGCACAAGGGCGCGUUCUGUGAUUUGGUUUGGUCCGAUCCGGAGGACAUUGAAACGUGGGCGGAAAGUCCCCGGGGAGCGGGUUGGCUGUUCGGGGUGUCCGUUACGAACGACUUCAUGGAGAUCAACAAGCUGGAGCUAAUUUGCCGCGCACACCAGCUCGUUCACGAGGGCAUCAACUAUCUGUUUGACCGCAAGUUGGUCACCGUUUGGUCCGCCCCGAACUAUUGCUACCGCUGUGGCAACGUGGCGGCGAUACUAAAGUUCAACACAGCGGACGAUUCCAACGUGGAGAUAUUCAAGGCGGUCCCGGAUAACGAGCGGGUCAUGCCGAGUCAGCGAGUCACGCCGUAUUUUUUGUAAAGAUAGCUUUUCGCGGACAAUGUCUAUUAUUAUGAAAAUAUAUUUGUGUAUCCGAUCAAGCAAAUAAAGUUUUGCCUUCUUGUGAUUAUUUAA
Messenger RNA from Culex pipiens pallens (northern house mosquito), 1109 nucleotides. It is a transcript of the gene PpV, whose product is annotated as serine/threonine-protein phosphatase 6 catalytic subunit. NCBI's taxonomy places the organism in Eukaryota, Metazoa, Arthropoda, Insecta, Diptera, Culicidae. The record is from RefSeq and is a predicted model, not a curated record. Gene Ontology annotation, molecular function: protein serine/threonine phosphatase activity. Bases 102 to 1016 code for a protein of 304 amino acids. The transcript has a single exon. Gene Ontology annotation, cellular component: cytoplasm. Gene Ontology annotation, biological process: G1/S transition of mitotic cell cycle; peptidyl-serine dephosphorylation.